Molecule: messenger RNA, 267 nt
Organism: Brenthis ino (lesser marbled fritillary)
Lineage: Eukaryota; Metazoa; Arthropoda; Insecta; Lepidoptera; Nymphalidae
Source: the annotation of a GenBank genome assembly
AUGCCGAUUGCCGAAGCCAGUGGCGGCGCUUUCCACACGGAACUAUUUACAGCAAUUUGGGUUACGCGCAAACAACAUAACCAAUCUAUUGUUGAAAUACUUGCUGACAUUCCUACUUCCACUUGGUUUGAUGAGUGUAUCGCUUAUAUCGUAAAAUACAAUACUAAUAACAACAGUUUAAAACAAUAUGCAGGUGACGAUCACUGGCAGCGGAUGACGGCAAUGAGGAACGGCGGCCGGCGUCGGCGACGACGGAAGGAGCCACUC